UUAAUCGGAAUGUCAUCUCGAGGCAACUCGAGCGAAGUAUGAAUCAUAAACGCCCUCCCCCCUGUUUCCGCUUGUCAUAAGUGCGAAAAUAUUGGCUUAAAGCUAGUGCUUUAUUUUUAAAUUUGAAAUGACCAGAGAAUAUGAUCACUUAUUUAAGCUUCUUAUUAUUGGAGACAGUGGUGUUGGAAAAAGCAGUUUGUUGCUUCGAUUUGCUGAUAACACAUUUUCAGGUAACUACAUAACAACAAUAGGUGUUGAUUUCAAAAUACGCACCUUAGAAAUCGAUGGUGAAAAAGUUAAACUGCAGAUAUGGGAUACAGCUGGCCAAGAAAGAUUCAGAACUAUAACUUCAACAUAUUACAGGGGUACUCAUGGUGUAAUUGUAGUUUAUGAUGUCACCAAUGGAGAGUCAUUUGCAAACGUGAAGAGAUGGUUACAUGAAAUAGACCAAAAUUGUGAAAUGGUAAAUAAAAUACUGGUUGGUAAUAAAAAUGAUGAUCCCGAAAGAAAAGUUGUUUUAACUGAAGAUGCUCAAAGUUUUGCUGAACAGAUGAAAAUUAAAUUAUUUGAAACUAGUGCUAAAGAAAACAUAAAUGUAGAAGAGAUGUUCAAUGAAAUAACAAAAAUGGUUUUACAAAGUAAACGAGAGCACAAAGAGCAGCAACAGAAAGGAGGUGAUAGCACAAUACGAUUAGGUGGUAAAUCUUCAGGAAAAGGAAAACGAAGAUGUUGCUAGCACUUAAAUUAUUAACAGGUCAAAAGACUCCUGUAUUUUAUAUCAAGAAAAUAUGUCAAAUUACAUUUCAUGUUUGACUCCUGUGUACUCAGAUUCACUCUGUAUAAUAUAUACAGUGUUAAACUAUAGCAAAUUUUAUUUAUCUACUCUUUCUGUACAUAAAGUGUGAGUGAUUAAACUUAAAAAGUUAUAAAAUGACAUUCUCAAAAAACAGAAUUUUCUGUUUUUGUUACAAUUUAUAUUUUUGUAAUUUGAAAAUAUUUUGAUACAUUUUAUAGUAUUGCCUUUUAUAAGUAGCUCAUAUUCAAGCUCUGUGUAUAAAUUUCAGUCUUUGCUACUCUUAAGUAGAAUUCAUUGCUUAGGAGACUACUUAAAAUGUAAAUCUUACUCCUUUUGAAUUAAGUUGAUUUUUAUAAAUCUUCAUUACACACACAUAUAUAUAUAUAUAUAUAUAUUAUGCUACAUUUUCUGUGAUAAAGAAUCUGAAACACACAAAAUGAAAAGGAAAAAAAGUAAAAUAUUAACAUUAGCUAUGUAAUCUGUAAUUCUACAUGGUUGUUAUAUAUGUAACUGCCAUUUAAAAAUGUUUCAGAUUGAGAAACUAUGGAAUUUCUAAUAAAAAUUUAAAUUUUUACAUUUUCCUCCUUUAAAAUAUGCUUCAGAGUCUUAAUGAAAAAUAAAUAAAUAAAAAAAAAAGGACUAUAUGUUUUUAUGUAAUAUAAUGUAAUUUUAUUAAAAAUUAUUGUAUUUUGUACUUAAAAAGGUCUUAAGAUUUUUGGAAAGGAAUAAAAAAAGUUUAUGAUAAAAGUAUACAUAUCAAUACAAUGUUUUCCUUGUUAAAAAUCAAUCUAGUAAUUGAACUAUAAGUACAAUAAAAUGCCAGUUAUUAAAUUAAUGUAAAGUCUGAACAGAAGAGAAGGUUUUGGAUGGCUCGUAAUGGAUACACAGUUUGCAAUGUCAUAAUAUCACUUAAGCCUUAUUUUGUGGCUUCAUGAAUUUAAUGUCAUAGAAAAUACAUUUCAUAUUUAUUUUUAUGAUUUAUCAUUUAUUACAUGUUUAGUAGAUGUAAUAAUUUAAGAAUCAAAGUUGUGGUAUUUACAUUUUAAAAUUUCAUUAUUUAAAAUGCAUUUUAAAAUAAUGAAAUGCUGCAUUUUAAAAUGAAAUAAAAUGAUAAAAAAGAAGUUGAUUAUUUAGAUUACAGCAAAGCACUGGGAGACUAUUUGCGUAAGGGAAGAAAGGGAUGCCUUUAUGAAAAACGUUUUAAAGGAAACUCAUUCGUAUUCAGGUCACACAAGGAGAAAGCCACAAAAAUUUCCAUGCAGCCAGCACAUUCAUAAAGCUUUUAACCAUGGUUGAAUUAGCAGUGUUUAGUGACCUUGCCAUUCAAUAGUUGGUAAACAUAACAAAAAGAAAUUGUUUUAUAAUGGUUAAACAAUUGGCAUUUAACACUUCUUUAAAAUCGUCCUUUUAAUUUUGUAGUGGUUUCCUCUUGCAUUGCCAUACUAUUCUGUAAUUGUCUGAAAAUCAAGUUGUAGGUAAUUGUUAUGUGUUCCUGCCAUUAAGUAUACAGCAGUUCUGUAACAGUCUGAAAAAUCCUUUGUGUGUCUGGUAAAACUUUUAUAAAUUAUGAGGUGGAAAAAUAGUGCAUUAAUGUUAGAGAUUCACUGCAGAGCUCAAGUGAACUGGGAUUUUACUGUACUUUAUUUCAAUUUGUUUUAUACAAUUGUUAUAAAAUCUGCUAAUACUGUUAGACUGUUUCAUUGUAUAUUAUAUUUGUGUAUGUGCAUCAUUUUAAAGAAUUGUGUGUUCCUGCUAAUAAAAUUCUUUUGAUAUUCUCACAACAGAUGGCCUACCACUUGUGAACUAUGAUCAAAACCAAAGAGAUCUAUUACAUUGCCAUACUUAAAUUGCAUGUAAAGUAGUUGUACAUAAAUGUACUGAUGGAGUUCUGAAGAGCCCCUUGAUGGUCGUCAUUGUACUUUAAAGACACUAGCAAAAUGGGUCAAGCAAUCUUUUUUGGCAUCUGUCAAUUAAAGCAGUCUUAUUUCAGAUUUGCCAUACUACUUGAAUCAGAUGUAAAACAUAAAUUAGCCAUUUGCUCUUUAUUCACACAGACACUGCCCUGAUGUCUCUCAACAUAGCCAGUAAUUUAUCUCCUUUGUUGACAGAUCACCACCAGUCAAGCAAGGCAAUAUGGCAGCAUUUCAAAUAUUUUUUUUCAUAUUCUGUAUAAUUAUUUAAGUUACCCCCAUGCACACACAGAAAUUCUAUCAUUUGAGUGUUGGUUACCAUAGUAGGAUAAGCAAAAUUCAUCUGAUGAUUUACCAUCAGUACAUGGCUCAUGUUCACAACCAAAAACAAAUGCAGGGUAGGUCACCUGUUGUUAUAGCUGAGGUCUAGUAGGUCACCUGCUGCGAAAAUACUGUUAUGUCUAUGCUGGGUUUAAAAUAUGAUCUGUGGAAAUAAUAUAUAUAUAUGCAUGAUUAUUUUUUUGUCAAGUAUCAAUUUGUUAAGGAACCAAAUUAAUUUUGUAAUUUAUAAAUUAUUACCAUUUUUUAAUUCUAAGUAUGAAGAAAAGGUCUGCAAAUGUUUAUAUUCACAUUAAUGAUCCCUUAGCAUUUUUAUCUUUAUGAUGCUGAUAUCAAGACUGUGUCUUCUAAUAUUCUCUUUUUCAUACUCAUAUCUAUUUCAAAGAGGUAGUAGAAUUAAAUCUAGAAGUUGCCUAAAUUUUUUUUACAGUUUUCUUAUUCUGCAAAAUUGUACAUAUUGGUCCAUUCAUAUUACUUUUAUUUAUGACUUUGUAAAGAAAAUCACUACUUUAAAAUAGCUUCCGAUAUAUACGUGCUAAAAAUGGUGGCAGUUAAAAAACAAACACUUUGAUGCUUUUAAAUGUUAUAAAUAGUAUUUCUAGUUUGUAUAUUGAAAUCAAACAAUACUAAGAGCAAAAUUUAUUUUAGAUUUGUUUUCAGUUGCUAAUUUUAGCAAUAUUCUGGAAUUUUGAUAAUCUGUGAUUGCAUGUAAUUCAUACUCAUUUUUAGAUAUGCAUGAAGUUAGAAGUAACUCAGAAAUUUAUUCAGAUUAAAGAAUAUCUUAUCGCUGGAAUUUUUGUAAACAGUGUAUAUUUUACUCUUUCUCUGAGCAAAAGCAUUCCUUUGCAAGCAAUUUCAUUGGUGUAUAUUCAGGUUUUUUCAUACAUAAAAGACUGAUGCAUUUUUAAUUAACAAUUUACUUUCUCGAAAAUGCCUUUUCACGAAAUUUUCUAUCCAAAAUACUUUAUGUAUAAAAAAUAUUAUAAUUUUGUAUUCAGUAAAUUUUGAUCAAAUAAUCCUCAAGGUAUGAGUGUGUUUGGGUUAGUUUUGCUCUAAUGGCUAGAUGUUUUACAAGAUAAGCAUUCAUUGGGGAAGCCUACUCCUUCAAGCUUUGCAAUCUUCAUCCAAACAAACAAAAGUUAGAUUCACAGAAAAGUAUAAUAUAUAUUUUGAUUGAAAACGAAAAUUAAUUUUAUUACUGUAAUUCUACAAUUUUUUCUGUUUGGAUAAUCUGUACUUUAGGAUGUAUAUUUCUUAGGAUAGAAUACUUUAGGAUGACGCUGGUAUCUAAAAUUUACAUGGCUAACAUAUAUAAGGAAUUUACUUGUUCACAACUUUUCAGACGUUGAGUUUCAACUUAAAUGUCCCUCAUAGCUGGUUUAUAAAUUCACUGAGGACAUACUGUUAUAUGAAGCUACAUAUAAAAAAAAAAGUCAAUGUUGGACUAAUACACGUAUAAAGUAUAUUUGUUGCAUUUCGAAAAGUGAGGAAGUUCAUUUUCAUCAGUGGCAAACAGGAAGAUUCUUAAAUAUAACACUUGAAAACACUGUAAAGCAAAUUAGAGCUUAAAAAAAUUUCCCUUUAUAAUUCCAAAAUUUCAACUUUUUAACUGCUAGUAAUGUUAUUUAUCUAAUAACAUAUGCAUGAAGUUAGAAGUAACUCAGAAAUUUAUUCAGAUUAAAGAAUAUCUUAUCGCUGGAAUUUUUGUAAACAGUGUAUAUUUUACUCUUUCUCUGAGCAAAAGCAUUCCUUUGCAAGCAAUUUCAUUGGUGUAUAUUCAGGUUUUUUCAUACAUAAAAGACUGAUGCAUUUUUAAUUAACAAUUUACUUUCUCGAAAAUGCCUUUUCACGAAAUUUUCUAUCCAAAAUACUUUAUGUAUAAAAAAUAUUAUAAUUUUGUAUUCAGUAAAUUUUGAUCAAAUAAUCCUCAAGGUAUGAGUGUGUUUGGGUUAGUUUUGCUCUAAUGGCUAGAUGUUUUACAAGAUAAGCAUUCAUUGGGGAAGCCUACUCCUUCAAGCUUUGCAAUCUUCAUCCAAAGUUUAAAGGACAUAGCCCGGAGCCCAAAAAAUGUAUCGGAAUGUAACCAUCUUCUCAUUCUACCAACCUCAUGAGAAGAUUUUCGGCUUGAAGGUAUUUUAAGGGCUCCCUUUGAUGCAAAGACACUAUACAUUUACAAACAUUCAUGCCAGCUUUCGAAGCCAGGCUCAAGAUGGUAGCCUCUUCUCUUACUACUGUGUCAGCAAGAUAGCUGUUUUAGUUAAUUAUUUAUGUGCAAGUAAUCCAAAUUUAAUGCAAAAACUAGAAAUGAAAAAUUAUAAAAAAUUCAGGAAGAUGACCUAUAAUUCACAAAUUCCAUAAUCCACACAAUUUUAGUCCCAAAGUUUUCUUUCGUAAAGCAUUCUAUAUCCAUCAAAAAUAUGCAAAAUCUUGCUGUUAGAAUUUUGACAUUCUGCUGCUUGAUUACAAUAAGAAAUAUUACACGAGUAUACCUUCAUCAGCAACAUUUAGCAGUAUACAAACACAUUCACUGAUGCUUUUGGUUUUUUUCAUCCUAAACCUGGUGCAAUAGAUUAUCAGAAUUUUACUGUAUUAAUCUUUAUGAAAAAAUAUACUUCUAGUUCUGAAUUGAAGGAAUUAAAUCAUAAUUUAUAGUAUACUUUUAAAUGAGCUUCAACAUUGUGAUUAAUGAGCAUUCCAUUAGUAAAUGACUAUUCAAACAGUAGUAUAUUUCUCAGUACAUCCUGAAUAUAUUGCUGCUCUAAAUACUAUUUGCUAUUACAUAUGAAUUAUAUAUUCGCUUUUGUAUGCAGUAUCUAAAAUAGAAAGCUGUAUUGUUUAUGAUCAAAACCAAUUUUUUUCCAAUUAAAAUGAAAUUAUAAGUUGUG
Messenger RNA from Stegodyphus dumicola, 5930 nucleotides. Its product is annotated as ras-related protein Rab-35-like. Gene Ontology annotation, molecular function: GTPase activity; GTP binding. Lineage: Eukaryota; Metazoa; Arthropoda; Arachnida; Araneae; Eresidae. The record is from RefSeq and is a predicted model, not a curated record.